Molecule: messenger RNA, 2990 nt
Organism: Penaeus chinensis
Lineage: Eukaryota; Metazoa; Arthropoda; Malacostraca; Decapoda; Penaeidae
Product: zinc finger protein 45-like
Exons: 8
Coding region: 146-2683 (845 amino acids)
Biological process (GO): regulation of transcription by RNA polymerase II
Molecular function (GO): DNA-binding transcription factor activity; RNA polymerase II cis-regulatory region sequence-specific DNA binding
Source: RefSeq, a predicted model, not a curated record
GCACAGCUUCUGGGGCGAGCUUACUCAGAUCUGUUUCUGCAGCAGCAGGAGCAGCAGCAUCAGCAGCAGCAACAGACACCAGAACCCGAUCAGACAGAGCACGUGCUCUCAGAUGUGACAACAGCCAAUUUAGUUCAGCUAGACCAUGAUGGCUUACCUCAGGCACUACAUGACUACCGAAAGCCCCAAAAGAUUGAGGUUCAGAAGAGACAGAUGCAGCAAUUGCAGCAGCAACAACAGCAACAGCAGCAGCAACAACAGCAGCAACAGCAACACCAGCAGCAGCACCAGCAUCAACAACAACACCACCAGCAGAGACAAAUUCAACAGCAGCACCAAGAACAGCAUCAGCAAAGGCAGAUCCAGCAACCACAUAGGUUACAGCAACCACAGAAACAAUUUCAAUUCCAGCAGCAGCCACAGCAACAACAACACCAACAACAUCAACAGCAACAGCAACAGCAACAACAACAACAGCAGCAACAGCAACAACAGCAACAACAGCAACAGCAUCAACAGCAGCAGCAACAGCAACAACAACACCAACAGCAGAGACAGGUACAGCAACACCGUCAGAUCCAACAACAAUCGAAAACAGUUCCAGCAAAUUCAGAAGGAACAGAGCAGCCAGUUGAGUGAAUCACAAGAGCAGCAGCAGCAGUCGCACCCACCGCCUCAGCUGAUGCCCCUUGUCUCCCGUAGUGGCCGUCCCAUUCGCCGUAGGCCUGAGUACGUGGAGUAUGUGAGCCAGAACCUGAAGGAGGAGGAAAUUCUCCCACACCUCCCCCAGCAAUUGGUCAAGGUGGAGGACAUGGUAAUCACAGCAGAGUUUGAGGAGGAGGACCCAAUGGAGGAGGUGAUGGAGGAGGAGGAUCCCCUCGAGGAAGACCUAGACUCCAAUGAUGAAGACCAGGACAAUGGCGGGAACUACAGCACAGAUGGGAAGAAGUCACUGCCCCACAAGAAGAGAAUUCCCAAGAAGCUGAAGACAACCAAGAAGCAUGUCAAGUGCUACAAGUGUGCCCAGUGUGGAGAGCAGUUCACAAACCAGCAACAAUUCACGGCUCACAAGCAGACCCACACACCACCCCCGGCCAAGCCCAAGCCUUUUAGUUGUGAAAUUUGCUCAAAGGGAUUUGAAACGCAGCUAAAGUUCUUUGAGCAUUUGAAGGGCCAUUAUGAGCCAUACAAGAAACACAAGUGUGAGGUAUGUGGGGGUGAGUUUGAGAGUGCCGAUGCCUUGCAGGAACACUCUAUGGUGCACUCACGUGAACACUACAAGUGCGAACUCUGUAACAAAACAUUCCGCAAGGAGAGCAUGCUAGAAGUCCAUCUCAAGGUGACACACAUGGAGGAGGAUGAAAGCAGUGCUGUUGAGAAGCCAUACACCUGCCUUGCCUGCCCCAAAAGCUACCGGACACAGAUGGCCCUCGAUUCCCAUGUCCAGACAGAGCACAGUGAGAACCCCCCAGAAUUCAACUGUGAAGACUGUUACCGUGUCUUCAAGUCCAAAUCUAAGCUCAUGACUCACAGGAAGAUUGAGCAUAAGGAAGAAGGACCCCAGAACAAGGGGGCACCCAAGAAGAAGAUGAAGAUUGGCAAAACAGUGAAGGGAGGCUAUGCAUGCACAAUGUGCCCCAGGGUGUUCACACACAAGAACUCCCUUGUCUACCACAUCAGAGGACACACAGGAGAGCGACCUCAUCAGUGCGAGCAGUGUGGCAAGGCCUUUUAUGCUGCAAGUGCACUGAAGGUCCACCUGCGGCUACACAGUGGAGAGAAGCCAUACAAGUGCGAACACUGCGGCAAGUUCUUCCGGCAGUGGGGAGACCUGAGAUACCACACUACCUCUGUUCACUCAGAUGCCAGACAGUACCAAUGUGAGUUCUGUGGCAAGGACUUCAAGCGCAAAUACUGCCUGGUUGUCCACCGUAGAAUCCACACUGGGGAAAAGAACUACAAGUGUGAGCGCUGUGAUAAGGCGUUCCGUGCUGCCUCGUACCUGCAGAAUCACAAGAGAAUACACACAGGUGAGAGACCUCAUCCAUGCCCAGACUGUGGCAAGCCUUUCCGUGUACGCUCUGAUAUGAAGCGGCACCGGCAGACACACAUGCGAGAGCAAGCCAAUGCUAAUAAUACAGUAGGAACACCUGUCUCUACUGCUGUUACACAAGUGGGCACCCAGUCACCCUCUCCAGCACCCCAUGCUCAGAUUGUCUCGGGUGCAGUGUCCCAGGGUAGCAGCACUCCUCAGCUGAUUGUUGCUGACCAGGUGACAGGUCCUGACCAGCCCAUUAGAAUAAUGGUGUCAGGGCUGAAUGCACAGCAUGUGGCCACAGCAGUGCACCCACCACCUGCACACAGGCAACCUCAGCAAGUGGCAGUGCCAGUCUCAGGGAACAUUGCAACAUUAACAACUGGGCCAGUGUCACCAGGAGGGACAACCACAACGCUGACCCCAGAGGUGAUCAUAAUGGAUGACAACGCUCACCAGCCCAUAAAUCUCAACAUCAUCCCACGCAUGAUUACCCAGGCGCAGGUCGGGUCCUCACCACAUACCAGCCAUGCCACACUCGUCACCACAGAGGAUGAGUAUCAGCUGGCCAACCCUGGUCGCAACACCAUUGAAGUGCGGGGUGAGGAAGGGAAUGUGUAUGUGUGGCAUGGGGUCUUCACCAACUAAGCCAGGCUGGAUCAUCUAAGAGGUCAGAGCCUGAAUUUGUUGAAGGAAGAAGAAUGGAAGACAGAAGAUGCAAUGCCUAUGUAUCAUUCUCGAAUCUCUGUUGCUGCAGAAGACUGAUGACACAUGACAUCUCAGAAGGUUGAGUUAUUCUGAGUAAAUGUUUGUUAAAGAGAAGUAUUUAUAUAUAUCUAUAUAUACAUACAUAUAUAUUCUAGGCAAACCCUAUACUCACAGAAGCAAACUGGUUAUUUGAUGUAGCUACAUAUCUGUGUCCGUUGGAAAUUGGAAGAGAAUGAAAACGGUGAAA